Molecule: messenger RNA, 858 nt
Organism: Aspergillus pseudoviridinutans
Lineage: Eukaryota; Fungi; Ascomycota; Eurotiomycetes; Eurotiales; Aspergillaceae
Product: fumarylacetoacetate hydrolase family protein
Exons: 3
Coding region: 1-858 (285 amino acids)
Molecular function (GO): catalytic activity
Source: RefSeq, a predicted model, not a curated record
AUGUCUUCUUGGUCACAUCUUGUACGCUUUGUCGCGGUCGAGGACAGCCACAUCCACCUCGGCCAAUUAGUUGACACAAAGCGCGAUGUGGGAAAAGACAGCGUCAAUGGCGUCGGCAUCCUCGUCUACCUAAUCGAGGGAAGUAUCUUUGACGGAUGUGUCACGGAUAAGAUCAUGCAUGUGAAAAAGAUCCUAUCCCCAGUCGACCCCGCGCAAUGCAACUACAUCCGCUGCCUAGGCCUCAACUACACCGACCAUGCUAAUGAGGCAAACCUGUCCCUCCCCAAAGUCCCAAUCUUGUUCACCAAGCCGCGCUCUGCACUGGCCGAUCCUUACCCGGCUACGAUUAAUAUUCCGAAAUGUGCGCAGGAUGACACGAGUGACUAUGAAUCCGAAUUAUGUGUCGUCAUUGGUAAGACGGGACGAGAUAUCCCAGAGGCUGAAGCAUUGGAUUACGUCCUGGGUUAUACAGCUUCCAAUGAUGUGUCCGCGAGAGCCUUGCAAAUGGCCUCUGCACAGUGGAGUUUUUCCAAGGGGUUAGAUGGGAGCUGUCCUAUUGGCCCCGUCCUUGUCUCACCAUCCGUGAUCACCGAUCCGCAGACUCUUCGGAUCCGAGGUAUCCAUAAUGGAAGCGUUGUCCAGGAUGGUCACACCAAGGAUAUGAUCUUUUCUAUCAAGAAGCAGAUUUCAUAUCUAUCUCAGGGAACUACCUUGGAAGCGGGUACGAUUCUCCUAACAGGGACCCCAGCGGGAAUCGGUUAUUUUAGAAAUCCAAGGCUUGUCUUGAGAGAUGGGGAUGAGUUUUUGGUUGAGAUUGAGGGGAUUGGGAGCUUGGUCAAUAAGGUUAGACAUGAGUGA